AUGGGAUGUGCAUGGAGUGAACCAGCUAAAGUUCAGCAGGAUAAGAGUAGGGCUAUAGAGAAGCAAAUAAGACACGAUGCAGAAAAAUCAAUGAAAGAGGUCAAGUUACUUCUUCUUGGUGCUGGUGAGUGUGGGAAGUCGACAGUUUUAAAACAGAUGAAAAUAAUCCAUGGUGAAGGUUACAGGGAAGAAGAGAGAAAAGAGUACAAACCCAUCAUUUUCGCCAACACCCUUCAGUCGAUGAUAAAAAUUCUAAAAGCAAUGGAGACACUGGAUAUAACGGCGGAUGGUUUCGACCAAGCAGAUGAAUUAAAGCACCUAAACGGAUAUUUACCUACAGUUGAAGAAGGUGAUUUUCCUGAGGAUUUAUCAAAACUUUUACUAAAACUAUGGAACAACACAAGCGUGCAGAAAUGUUUCGCACGUUCCAAGGAAUACCAACUGAAUGAUUCCGCAGGCUACUACCUCAGUUCUAUUGAUAGAAUAUCUGCUCCUGAUUACUUGCCAACUGAACAAGAUGUAUUGAGAUCUAGGGUGAAGACAACAGGUGGACAACGUGCUGAACGUAAAAAAUGGUUACAUUGUUUUGAAGGUGUUACUGCUAUAUUAUUUAUAGUUGCUAUGUCAGAAUAUGAUUUAAAAUUAGCUGAAGAUCAAACUACAAAUAGAAUGCAUGAAUCCUUACAAUUAUUUGAUUCAAUAUGUAAUAGUCAAUGGUUUGUUGAAACAAGUAUGAUAUUAUUUUUAAAUAAAAAAGAUUUAUUUAAUGAAAAAAUACAAAAAUCUCCAUUAACAAUAUGUUUCCCUGAAUAUACCGGAGAACAAACUUAUGAAGAAGCAUCAAAUUAUAUAAGAGAAAAAUUUGAAGAUGUUAAUCGUAGAAAAACAACUAAAACAAUUUAUACACAUUUUACAUGUGCUACUGAUAAUAAUAAUAUACGUGUUGUAUUUGAUGCUGUAAUAGAUGUGAUUAUUAAAUCAAAUUUAAAAGAUUGUGGUCUAUUUUAA
This is a messenger RNA of Schistosoma guineensis, 1008 nucleotides long. NCBI's taxonomy places the organism in Eukaryota, Metazoa, Platyhelminthes, Trematoda, Strigeidida, Schistosomatidae. The record is from the annotation of a GenBank genome assembly.